UUAUGAUUUUGUUUUGUUAUUAAGACAGGAAUACGUCGUUGGAGAAAUAGUACUUGUGGGAAUGAAUUCUAAAAAACUUGGACACUAUAUUUGGCAAAUGGGAAAAGUAAUCGAAGUUUUGGGAAAUGGAAAUUAUAUGGUUGAAAUUACAAGUAUACAUAAAACAACACAAAAUGAAUUAAAUUCAAAAAAUAUUAAAAAAACUUUCCAAAUUGGCGAAUUUGUUAGAGCAGAAAAAACACAUAAAAAGGAAGCAUUGGAAUUAGCAGAAAUAAUCGGAAUUAAAUUUAAAGAUUUUAUUUUGACAAUAAAAAGAAAUCCAAAAUUUGGGAAAACUGUUUAUAGACAUAGAGAUGAGUUAAGUAAAAUUGAAAUUGCUUCGUUUAAAGUUGGUGAAAUUGUGGAAGUUUGGAAUUAUGAAAAGUUGUGGGUAAAGGGGGUAGCUAAGGAUAUUGUUGAGGGAAAUGAAAUUAUUGGAAGGGAAACAGAAAAUAAUUAUUUAGUGGAGGUAGAUGGACAAUCUAAACUUUUAAAAGUACAUCCUGUAGAUAUCCGAAAAUUCUUUCAAGUUGGGGAAGUAGUUAGUGUUAAAUUGGAUGACCAAAAAUUUGUUCAAGCAACUGUAGAAAAUGGAAUAAAUAAACAUAAUAUGUACAGAUUGGCUGUGAAGAGUGUUGAUGGGGAUUAUAUGUUUAUUGAAAGUUAUCCUGAUGAUAUUGAACAUAUUUCUUAA
Molecule: messenger RNA, 733 nt
Organism: Meloidogyne enterolobii
Lineage: Eukaryota; Metazoa; Nematoda; Chromadorea; Rhabditida; Meloidogynidae
Source: the annotation of a GenBank genome assembly